AAACAAAGCGCAUUACGGGAUUUAAACCUCUAACGGCUACGUAGAGUGCUUAUAGAUAUAGCUGAUUAAAAUGGUAAUAGACAGCUACGGCAAGAAGUCCGAUUUACCCAUACAUAAUAAAUAUAAACCUCGGAAAUUCAAUAGGAGGCUAUGGGUUAAUCGGAUAUUGAUAGCUUCAGUAUCAUUUUUAGUGAUAUGGGUAUUGUUUUUUAGGUCAUCAUCAUCAUCAUCAUCAUCAUCCCAUCCUCAACCAACUCAAGUAACAAAAUCUAAUGAAGAUGACUAUGAAUUAUAUACAGCCACAAAAGAUGGAAUUGUCAAACAAGAUAUUGGUGGUCAAGGUCAAGGGCAAGCUCCAGCUAAAGCUCAAGGUGGUGAAGGUGUUGAUGUAGAUGGUGAAAUUCAACCUACCGUGUCUACUGAAGAUGUCCUCAUUGACCCAGAUGUAGCUGAUAAAUUAUAUAAAGAGUCAGUUGAGUAUUAUGACUUGAAUGAUUAUAGAGGGUCAGCUCUUGGCUUUGAUAAUGGUGAUGUUGUAUUAUUCCUUAUGCCUUUAAGAAAUGCCGAGAAUGUUUUACCAAUGGCCUUUUAUAAUUUAAUGAAUUUAACCUAUGAUCAUUCAUUAAUUGAUAUUGCAUUUUUAGUUUCCGAUUGUUCACCAGAUGACAAAACUUUGGAAACUGUAUUUGAAUAUUCUGUGGCAUUACAAAAUGGUACAUUGGUUGAUAAAUUACAACAAGAAGAAGAAGAAAAAAAUAGUCGUUCAGUUCAGGGUUCUAACGACUUAUAUCAAAAUUAUAUGGAUCAAAACUAUAUGGAAGGAGUUCGUAAAGCAUAUAAACAUCCUGAAGAACAUCAUAAAGGCUAUAGAAAACCUUUCCGUUCAGUAUCAAUUUAUAAAAAAGAUUUUGGACAAAUUAUUGGUCAAGGUUUUAGUGAUAGACAUGCCGUUAAAGUUCAAGGAAUUCGUCGUAAAUUAAUGGGAAGGGCGAGAAAUUGGUUAACAUCAAAUGCAUUACAAGCUUAUCAUUCAUGGGUUUAUUGGAGAGAUGUUGAUAUUGAAACUUGUCCUGGUAAUGUAAUUGAAGAAUUAAUGCAACAUGAUUAUGAUGUUAUGGUACCUAAUGUUUGGAGACCAUUACCAACAUUUUUAGGUAAUGAACAACCAUAUGAUUUAAAUUCAUGGAUUGAAUCUGAACCUGCUCUUGAAUUAGCUAAAACUUUAGAUGAAGAUGAUGUUAUUGUUGAAGGUUAUGCUGAAUAUCCAACUUGGAGAGCUCAUUUAGCAUAUCUUAGAGAUCCAAAUGGAAAUCCUCGAGAAGUAGUUGAUCUUGAUGGAGUUGGAGGUGUAUCUAUUUUAGCCAGAGCACAAAUUUUCCGUCAAGGUGUUCAUUUCCCAGCAUUCACCUUUUUAAAUCAUGCUGAAACUGAAGCCUUUGGGAAAAUGGCUAAACAAAUGGGAUUUAAAGUUGGAGGGUUACCUCAUUAUACAAUUUGGCAUAUCUAUGAACCAAGUGAAGAUGAUCUUAAACAAAUUGCAAAAUUAGAAAGAAAGAAGAGACGUCAAAAAGGUAGAAAAAUUUAAUACCCAUAACAUUCAGCUCAGCAUAAACAAUAGAUAACCCAUUCUAAAAUAUAUCUCAUUAUUUAUACUUUAUUAUCAUAAUGUUCUUACUUUUCAAUUCUUUUCUUUUUAAGAAAUACUUUGUAUAAUAGUUACCCAUAUAUAUAUAUAUCUACCAUAUUUCUGCUAAUUAUAUGU
Messenger RNA from Scheffersomyces amazonensis, 1762 nucleotides. It is a transcript of the gene VAN1, whose product is annotated as Van1p. Gene Ontology annotation, molecular function: alpha-1,6-mannosyltransferase activity. Gene Ontology annotation, biological process: cell wall mannoprotein biosynthetic process; protein N-linked glycosylation. The transcript has 2 exons. The record is from RefSeq and is a predicted model, not a curated record. Lineage: Eukaryota; Fungi; Ascomycota; Pichiomycetes; Serinales; Debaryomycetaceae. The coding region runs from base 71 to 1585 and encodes 504 amino acids. Gene Ontology annotation, cellular component: mannan polymerase complex.